Ceratotherium simum simum (southern white rhinoceros) is the source of this 2195-nucleotide messenger RNA. Lineage: Eukaryota; Metazoa; Chordata; Mammalia; Perissodactyla; Rhinocerotidae. The record is from RefSeq and is a predicted model, not a curated record.
CAGGCCCGACGCCCCGGCUAUGGCCGCGGCUACCAUAGUCCACGACACGUCUGAGGCGGUGGAGCUCUGCCCUGCGUACGGCCUCUAUCUCAAGCCCAUCACGAAGAUGACCAUCAGCGUGGCCCUCCCGCAGCUGAAGCAGCCAGGAAAGUCCAUCUCGAACUGGGAGGUGAUGGAGAGGCUGAAGGGCAUGGUGCACAGCCACCAGUUCUCCACCCUGCGCAUCUCCAAGAGCACCAUGGACUUCAUCCGCUUCGAGGGCGAGGUGGAGAACAAGAGCCUCGUCAAGUCCUUCCUGGCCUGCCUGGACGGCAAGACCAUCAAGCUGAGUGGCUUCUCCGACAUCCUCAAGGUGCGCGCCGCUGAGUUCAAGAUCGACUUCCCCACCCGCCAUGACUGGGACUCCUUCUUCCGCGACGCCAAGGACAUGAACGAGACGCUGCCCGGGGAGCGGCCGGACACCAUCCACCUGGAGGGGCUGCCCUGCAAGUGGUUCGCACUCAAGGAGUCGGGCUCGGAGAAGCCCAGCGAGGAGGUCCUGCUCAAGGUGUUUGAGAAGUUCGGGGAGAUCCGCAACGUGGACAUCCCCAUGUUAGACCCCUACCGGGAGGAGAUGACCGGCCGCAACUUCCACACCUUCAGUUUCGGGGGGCACUUGAACUUUGAGGCGUACGUGCAGUACCGCGAGUACGUGGGCUUCAUCCAGGCCAUGAGCGCCCUGCGCGGCAUGAAGCUCAUGUACAAGGGCGAGGACGGCAAGGCCGUGGCCUGCAACAUCAAGGUUUCUUUCGACUCGACCAAGCACCUGAGCGACGCCUCCAUCAAGAAACGGCAGCUCGAGAGGCAGAAGCUUCAGGAGCUGGAGCAGCAGAGGGAAGAACAGAAGCGCCGUGAGAAGGAGGCGGAGGAGAGGCAGAGAGCCGAGGAGAGGAAGCAGAGGGAGCUGGAGGAGCUGGAGCGGGAGAGGCGGCGGGAGGAGAAGCUGCGCAGGAGGGAGCAGAAGCAGAGGGCCCGCGAGCUGCGCCGCAGCCAGAAGAGGCUGGAGAGGCUGCAGGCCGAGGAGCAGAAGCAGCUGCAGGAGAAGAUCCGGCUGGAGGAGCGCAAGCUGCUGCUGGCACAGCGCAACCUGCAGUCCAUCCGGCUCGUCGCGGAACUGCUCAGCAGAGCCAAGGCGGUGAAGCUGCAGGAGCGGGAGCAGAAGGAGGAGACGCUGCGGCUGCGGCAGCUGGAGGAGCGGCGGCGGCUGCAGGAGGCGGAGCUGCGGCGGGUGGAGGAGGAGAAGGAGCGGGCGCUGGGGCUGCAGAGGAAGGAGAAGGAGCUGCGCCAGCGGCUGCUCAGCAUCCUGCUCAGCAAGAAGGGCGACGACCCCCAUGCGCACGAGGAGCUGGGCGUCUCCCACGCCGACCUGCUGCAGCCCGUCCUGGACAUCCUGCACACGGUGUCGGCCGGCUGUGUGGGCGCCGCCGCGCUGCCUCCCCUCGCCGGCCCGCCGCCCCCCAGCGCCCCCAAGGAGACCCCACCCCGCCCAGAGACCGACGGCGCGCCCAAAGACGUGAACGGGAGUGUCGCCGAGGAGGCCCAGGCCGGGGAAGGGCAGCCUUCCCGCCUCGCCACCCCCGACGACGGCUCGCCCGGCCAGAGGUGCCCCGGCGUCCUCUCUUGCAUCCCCGACAACAACCAGCACCCCAAGGGCGUGCCUGCCGCCUGCGACCAGAGCGCGCCCAGGAAGGACGUGCGUUCCGAGCAGGACAAGUGCAACCGGGAGCCCAGCAAGGGCCGCGGCCGGGCCAGCGGGGAGCGGAGCGGCGACGACAGGCGCAAGAGGGAGAGGAGCCGGCCGCGGCGGGCGGGCAGCCGGGAGGACGGCAGGCAGCCGCGGAAGGAGCGGCGCGCCCACAAGAAGCGCUCGCACCAGGACGACAGCCCCCAGCGGCGCAGCGCCAGUCCCGAGCACGGCCGGUCGCGGAGGUCCCACAGCAGAGACCGGGGCGGCAGGAGGGAGAGGAGCCGGGAACGCGGGGGCGGCUCGGGCAGGAAGCGCAGCCACCACCGCCGCGGCGAGAGGUCGCGGUCGGGGUCCCCCAGCCGGCACCGCAGCGCCUGGAACAGGUAAUGCAGGGCGGGCCCCCACGCCGCCCUCCAGGGACGGUCAGGGCCGGGGAGCGGCCUGGCUCCCGUCCUGCUCACCGCGUCCC